AUCCAGUUGACACCCCAGCAGCUGCAGAGUUUACAAUUACAGCUACAGAGCAAGAUGGCAGGUCAGCAACUGGUGGUCCAGUCACACCAGCAAGACCCUACUAUCCAGUUUUCUCAAGCUCAGAUGUACCAACUUCAGCAGCCAGGCCAGCAACAGAUUUUUAUACAAGCGACUGAUGACCCAACAGAAGUGACAACUGAUUCAUAA
Molecule: messenger RNA, 207 nt
Organism: Candidula unifasciata
Lineage: Eukaryota; Metazoa; Mollusca; Gastropoda; Stylommatophora; Geomitridae
Source: the annotation of a GenBank genome assembly